ACAGCUUAUCUGCCCGUGUAUGGGGGCUUCCGACGGGUCUUCCCGAUCGAUAUCUGGCCAUGAUAUCGAUCGGGAAGGUUUGGUUUUUACCCGACCAACCUGUCAGAGCCCCUUGGCGUAAUGUAAUUCGAUCGUUCGACCAUACGACCGAACGUUCGGAAUACCCCCGAUAUAGCCAUGCCGUUUGAGUCUAUGGCCAGCUUAACACACAAGUUUUGGUGCACGCUACUUAAGGGAUGGCUGCUACUACAAUGGAAUCUGUGAAAAAUGGUAACAUGUGUGGAAAAUGGAAAAUGGGUGUCUGUGUUUGCUUUUUGCACAAUGUGGUUGCCUACAUACAUGAGACUUAGUAUUAUUGAUUGCAUACACUGUUCAAAUGAAUCCCUUAACCACAGCUGCACUAUAUCUUGGAUUUCAGUCUCUGGGCAGUGAAAACAAUUGCUGCUGGAAUUUCUGAAGAUACAUGUGUCUGAAUCAUUGACAGCCCCAUCAUUUUUCUUUCUAGUUUAGUAUAAAGGCCAUGCUUUGCUGUGACCAUAUCUGACACUCAUCUGCUAACACACAAUAAUGGGCUUUGCUCUUUGUAUUGCUGUUGGAAGGACUCAUGUUGCUCCUAGAGACGCACCCAAACACACACUUGAGAAGACAAGUACACAUUGCCCAGAUGGAUAGCCAUUAAGGUCUGGGCAAUCCAUUUUUUCUCCCCCCCCCAUUUCUGCUAAUGUGUUAUGUCCAUCAUCCAGAAAACGGGGAAUGUUCUAGGCUUGUUUAAUGUGCCAUGAGUUUAGCAAAUAGCUUUGUCACCCGAGACUAAUAGAAUGCUACUGUCAUUAGGCUCAAAGCACAAUUACUGGUAUCAACGUGAGCUGGAUUUUCAGCCGGGCAGGGGAAAGGAAGGCUAAAUAUAACCUACAGUCUGAACUUGUUUAGGAAAUGAAGAGAGAGGCAUAAAACUGAUCAUACACAGGCUAAUGACCUGUGACCAAUGUGGCCCCUUUGGAUUGAGCUGUCAGCUUAUUGGUUCAUGUAGGGGCCCUCCAGAUGAUUUACAUGAACAUUAUCUGGCUGAAUAAUCAGCACUCUCAAAGCUUUUACAUGUGGAACAAAGAAGAAGUUCUGCUUUCGUUUAAGAUAGAAAUUAACCAUAUCCAUAAUUUUUGGAUUCAACUGAAUUCUAAAAAAAAGAACUGAACUAAUCCAUAAUUUGAACCUUAAUUAAUAUUAAUUCAAAUUUGAGAACAAUUAAAACGUCAUCAAUCAUGAGCACACUUGUCAUUUUCAGUUGUCCUGCGUUCUAAAAUCCCUCGACUUUCAGGGUUCAGACCGACUGGCAAAAUACAUAAGGGCUCCUACUAGUGAUGUGCAGGCUGAUCCAAUAACCAUGGGAUCCCACAGGAUCUGCAUCAAGGUGUUUCAACUAAUGUCUUAAGGGGUCAGCAAUGGAUGACCAACGCACCCGACUCCCUGCACGGACCCUCCUAGGCUGUGCCAGCACUGAUCAACUGUGCAUUGUUCGAACUUACCAGUAUGAGGUAAUUGUGGUUCCAGUAUUUCUUGUUGGCGUCUCCAUUAUCCUCCUUGUCAUCAUUUUAUGGCUCCGGUAUAGACGACGGAAACCAGAUGAAGAUGACCAGAGACAAGACGUGCAGAGAAAGCCAAGCACGGGUUACAUUAACCAUGCAAUCUCUCUGGAAGAACUGUCCAUGGAUCAAGUGCUAAGAACCAGAGAUCCCUCAUUGCAAGCUUUCGAGAUACCCAGGAGCAGAAUACGGCAACCACUGCAGCUGUCCGGAGAAGGGCGGUUUGGGCCCAUCUACAGGACACAGCUGAAUGACCCCAUGGGUGGGAAAGAGAGAGAUGUUGUCAUUAAACGUCUUCGAAGUUCAGGUGGAGCACAAGAGGUCCGUGAUUUUCUGCAGAGGGUGUCAUUUCAAGGAUGGUUAGGUCAGCACCCAAACAUUGUGGAGCUGCUGGGGUGCUGCCCUAACGAGAAGCCUUUCUGCAUGUUACUAGAGAGCAUUGAACCGGGGUCUCUAUUGCAGUUUCUCUGGGACUGCCGUCGGGACGUCAUGUCUAUGGACGGAAUUCUCUAUGAUCUCACCGAGUGUCAAGUUUACAGUAUAGCUCUUCAGGUCCUUUCAGCACUAGAAUUCCUGCAGCAACGCAAACUGUUCCAUGGGGAUAUAGCAGCACGGAACAUUCUCAUUCAUCGUAACUUAACCGCUAAACUUAUUGGACUGGGUGGAGCUUGUGAGAUGAGACAGACUGAAAUCUUCCCCUCUAGACGUCCUGCUCCCCUGAAGUGGAUGGCUCCUGAGCGGCUCCUUCGCUUGCCCGUCUCUGCCAAAUCCGAUGUGUGGUCAUUUGGAAUUCUUCUUUAUGAAAUGAUAACAUUGGGGGCCCCUCCUUAUCCUGAAAUUCCCCCAAAUGACAUCCUACAGCACUUACAGAGAGGAAACAUUAUGAAGAGGCCUUCCACCUGCAAACCAGCUAUGUACAAUAUCAUGAAGACAUGUUGGCUUUGGAAGGCACCUGAAAGGCCAUCACUGCCAGAAUUGCGCAAGCGCCUAGAAGCUGGAAAGAAGGGUUCGAAUGACAAGACCGUCCUGCAAGUGCCAGAGCUGGUGGUGCCUGAGCUCUACGCUGGUGUCGCUGGGACAGAAUUCAUGAGAAUUGAGAAUGAUUACACUGUGCUUUAACAGAAGCACAUCCAAGUCCACUGAGUCUGAUUGUCCUACAGGGGCAGUAGAUAAAGAGGAACUGUUAGACCUAAAAAUACACAGUGGAAGACUCUUGUACAGAAUGAAUUUUAUGCAAAGGAUGUAAAUGGAUUCAGUUACAGUGAUUCUGUUGGAUUACCUUUGUAAACAUAUUGGGGUAAUGUAUAUAUAUACAUUAUAUAACAACAAAAAGCCUUUAAAGACAUCCGUUUAAUGUGCUGAACUUAAGGUGGUAAAGGGGCAAUGGAUUUCCAUACAAACCCAUGGGAGAAUUGCAGAGAGGGUCCUUCCGACUGUGAAUGAGGAUAUUUUAAUAUGUGUGUUGUGCCGAGUGGCCCUUGUAUCAUGGAGUCUGAGCCAUAUGUUUAUGGACCUGUUGCCUUCUGUUAAUGUUCUUUGUGUCUUUACAUUUGUGAGAGUUCAGUUUACAGUUAAAUAAUUUUUUGACUACAGUAUCUUUUUAAAAAAAAUUCCCUUCUGCCCUGUAUGAUUGCAGGAGAAAAGGGUCCCAGUCUUCACACAUUAUCUAAGGCCCCAAAUGUCUUAUUAAAUGAUAAUAUGAAAGGGGUUGUGUGUAUACCCCAGGCUCAAGUGCAAGAUCACACUCCUUUUUGUUCAUUUGUCGAGGUAAUGCUACACUCAGAUGAAAUAUUUGGGGUGCGGUAGACACCACAACACAAAAUGCUAAUUAUGGGGCAAGUAGGGGCUGAGCGUGGGGAUGCUUAGUUGGCAAAUGCAGGAAACAAUGAGGUUGCUGUGGGGAUACAGGUCUUUGUGCCCAGGGUGUAAAGUGCAGGGCAGGGUGCAAAAGUGAAAAAAAAUGGCCAUUUGCCUUCAUUGUUUGCACUUUACAUCCUGCCUUGCAAUUUGUAAACAUUGUCAUAAAUACCUGGAGUGAAUCAUUAUCACCCUAAUGUCAUGGAGCAGAUUGACAUCUCUGCUAGAUCAAUGUAGGUAGGACAUCUAGAGGUGCCCCAUUUAAAACCAGACAUGCCAUGCUGUAGACACAGACUCAUUGAAGGGAGUCCUUCUUGACCGGCACUGUUAGCACUUAAUUCUUUGAAAGCCAUCUUGGUAUUUCAAUUUCCAGUGCUCUUAAGGUGUAGGAGGAUUAAAUCAGUAUGACUAAGCAUCAGAAGAGCUGUAAUUGCUCCACAAAUCUUGCAUAAAAAUGUGUGUCCAUUCUCAAACUCCAAAUCUAUACAAUGUUAUAAGACACAUUUGCUGCUCCUUUCUAGCACCCAAUACGAAGUAUGUUUUUAGUGUUGUUAGCCUGCACCCCCUGAGCAAUAAUAGUUUGAAGACCUCAGGUUGGUGUUAAUUUCAGCAUCAUGCCGAAUCGAUACGGGUUGACAAUGCCAUGUGCACCUUAUAAAUAUUAUAUAUUUAAUAAAUAUUUUAUGUUUUCA
Molecule: messenger RNA, 4129 nt
Organism: Xenopus laevis (African clawed frog)
Lineage: Eukaryota; Metazoa; Chordata; Amphibia; Anura; Pipidae
Gene: styk1.S
Product: serine/threonine/tyrosine kinase 1 S homeolog
Exons: 10
Coding region: 1440-2699 (419 amino acids)
Biological process (GO): cell surface receptor protein tyrosine kinase signaling pathway
Cellular component (GO): membrane; signaling receptor complex; plasma membrane
Molecular function (GO): kinase activity; protein kinase activity; transferase activity
Source: RefSeq, a predicted model, not a curated record